AUGGACGCCGCCACCGCCGGCAGCAAGGAGCGGGAGGCCGCGCAUCUCCUGGCCGAGGCCGAGAAGAGGGUGAAGUCCUCGCACUCCUUCCUCAGGGGCCUCUUCGGGUGAGAGCGGGCCGGGGGAUCGGGCAGAGGGGAUCGCCUCUCGAGGCCUGGAAGGAAGGGAUCCUCCCUCGCGGGGACCCGCCGCCGCCGCCGCUCGGUUUUAGGCCCCGCUGGGUGCGGGAGGUGGGUCGAUCCGCGUCUGCGGGCGAUGGAUCUAGAGGAUCUAGACAGGACGGGUCUAGAGGAGAGCCGAGGGGCAACGGAUCUCCCUCCCCUUGGCGACCGUCGAGCAGAUCCCGCUUUUCUCCCUCGGAUAGCGCGAAGUGGGCAGGGAUGGAUCCGUCGCCAGGAUGUAUUUCUGCCAUAGCUGUCAACUUUUCCCUUUUCUUGCGAGGAAUCCUAUUCGGAAUAAGGGAAUUUCCCUUAAAAAAAGGGAAACGUUGACAGCUAUGAUUUCUGCCCACCUGCCUGUCUCUACAUAGACAGAUGAGGAGGAGGAGGAGUAAUCAUAAUAAUAAUAAUGAAUAAUACUUUUUUGUGGGCAUCAUCCUGGCACUCCAAAGGCCAUGGAAUGGCAGGGGCUGUGACAUGGCAGUGUCUAUAAGGCAAGGACAGAUUGCAGAGGAGCGUCGCACGCUGAGCUGGGAACAAUUCCUGUUUAAUUGGACUUAAGGUAGUUUCGGGCUGCCUUAAUGACUUAGCAGAGUUGUGGCGGCAUCAUCGCCAUCCGUGUUUCAGUAUGAAUCCGCGCAUGGGAUGAUGUCCUCUUCUCAGUUGGCAGGUGUGGGUACAGUAGGGAGGAAAUAAACUGCAAAACCCCACAAAAACCACCCUGGGAUCUGCGAGGGAAGGGUGGUAUACAAAUUUAAUGAAUCAUCAUCACUGGCUCAAAUGGAAUCAUAGCAUUGUAGAGUUGGAAGGGACCACAGGGUGUGUGUGUGUGUGUGUGUGUGUGUGUGAUCUAAUCUAGUGUUUCCCAACCUUUUUCCGACCGUGGCCCCCUUCUGAGCUUGUUUCCUUCCUGUGGCCCCCCCCAUGGGCGUAGCCAAGGGGAGCAGCUGCUCCCCCAAUAAUUAAAAAUCAAUACAUAUUGAAAUAUACUCGGAGUCGAGUGUGAAUUUCAUAGGAGUCCCUGCUCCUGCCAACCUGGGAGUUCGAAAGCACGUCAAAGUGCAAGUAGAUAAAUAGGUACCACUCUGGCGGGAAGGUAAACAGCGUUUCUGUGCGCUGCUCUGGUUCGCCAGAAGCAACUUAGUCCUGCUGGCCACAUGACCCGGAAGCUGUACGCCGGCUCCCUCGGCCAAUAAAGCGAGAUGAGCGCCGCAACCCCAGAGUUGGCUACGACUGGACCUAAUGGUCAGGGGCUCCUUUACCUUACUCCAAGAAAGUGCACAUGGUGAAAAGGAGCACUAGGCCAUGGGUAGGCAAACUAAGGCCCGGGGGCCGGAUCCGGCCCAAUCGCCUUCUCUCUUUUUAAAUUUUUUUAAAAUUAAUUUUAUUAAAUAAUACAAGAAUGUCAAAGAAAGACAAAUUUCAAACAUAUGCAUAUAAACACAAUCAUUCACACAUUGUAGAGGAAUAUUUAGAAAACAAGAAAAGAAAAAAUAGAAAAUAGAAAGAUACUUUCCGUAAACAACAAUCUGUGUUGUUCCUCUGUUUCCACUUUCCUCUGUGGCCCCCCAGCCUCAUGCUGUGGGCCCUCCCCAUUUACGCAUUUUUCACCUGUGCCCCCCUUAGAAUAUCCUGAACCCCCCAUUGGGAAACACUGAUCUAGUCCAAUUGCCUGCAAUGCAAGAGUCUGAUGUUUGCUACUUCAUCUGUUGCUUCUAAGGUUUUUACGAGGGCAAAGUUCUGAAAAUCAUUUAGCUGUUCUGUAACCUCUUCUUCUUACUGGGAUAUUUGGUGAUGCACCUUGUAGCACCUGAUUUCUACAUUACAUCAGGCAAACCUUGAAGAAGUUCUUCUCAGAUUAUUGGUUAAUUAGCAAUCAUGCAUCUGAUUCCGCUAAUCCGUUAAUUCAAAUGGAUAUCUCAUUUUGUUCUUAAAGAGAUUAGAUCCUCAGUUUGUGUCAGGUUUGUUAAAGCAACUGGAUUUACGAACGCCUGCUCUCUAGGAAGGGAGGUGAAUUUUACAGAGAAAAUAUGUGCUCUGGUUUCGACAAAUCAGUUUGGGUCCUUACAGUUGACCUUGAGUUUCUUUCUUUCUUUUUAAACAGCCAUGGCUGUUUUUAUGUUACAUUUUGCUGUUACAAGCAUUUAUGAUGACAUUAUUUCAAGGGAACACUGUGUUCAUAAGACUUCUUGAUAGCAGUCCAUCAUAAUAAUUCUCUUCCAAUAUUUCUUCAGCAGAUGAGCUGUCAAGUGUAACCGGAUUUUUGCCAAUAGAUAACUACAGAACUGAUUUAACUUUUUCCUUUCUGUUUAUAUUUAGGAAGAUAACUGUUUUAUUGUCUUUUUUUUAAAAUAAGAGGUGUAAGAAAGGUAGUUGUAGAAACUCACCCUUUUAUUUCAUUUCUGCUUUUAAAAAUUCUGCACAGAGUUACAGUAUCGGAACAUAAGAACAUACAAAACUACCUUAUAGCAAGGCAGACCAACAGUCUGUAUUGUCAACACUCACACACAGCAGCUCUCUCAAGUUUCAGACUGGGGAAUUUUACCAACCCUACCUAGAAAUAUAGGGAUGCGGGUGGCGCUGUGGGUUAAACCACAGAGCCUGAGACUUGCUGAUCAGAAGGUUGGUGGUUUGAAUCCCCGCAACGGGGUGAGCUCCCGUUGCUCGGUCCCUGCUCCUGCCAACCUAGCAGUUCGAAAGCGCGUCAAAGUGCAAGUAGAUACCAUAUUUUUCGCCCUAUAGGACACACCGGCCCAUAGGACGCACCUAGAUUGGGGGGGGGAAUAAAGGGACAAAAUUUAUUUCCCCCCCCAGGGAAGACCUCCCGCUGGGCGCGCAAGGCUUGCGGACAUCUGCCCGAAGCACGGGGCAUGCUCCGCAGUGGUGCUCCGCGUGCUCCGGCGGGAAGGUAAACGGCGUUUCCGUGUGCUGCUCUGAUUUGCCAGAAGCGGCUUAGUCAUGCUGGCUACAUGACCCUUGGCCGCUGUGGUUUAACAGCGCCACCCGCAUCCCUUCUCCAAUAUUAAUCUGUUCUAUCCAUAACUAAUGGUUGAAUGGACCACAGUUAGUAAAUAUAUUAUAUUUCUAUAUUAUAGAAAGCCUGAUUUAUUUAGGGCAAGUCCGGAAUGCAUGAAGAAUAUUCAAUCUAUUCGAGCUACAUCUGCAACAUUUAUUUUCUACAUUUGACUCAUCUUAUGUAGAGUCUGGUACCAUUUAAACAGCCGUUUCUAAUAAUUUUUUGUGCUUAUUGUAGGAUGCCUUUCCACACCCAAACUCACAUUUCUUGUGCCAUAAUUUGCAUAAGGUUUUUAGUCACCAAUCUGUGUAAGUGCCUCAUAAUGCCUAGAUCAGCUGUGAUUUUAUAUACUUGGCUCAAGAUUUUUACAGCUGGCUUGCUGGGAGAUGAGGCUUCAAGGGCUAAAUGUGGUCAGGACCACGGAAAGCUCUCUGUGGUGGCUCAAUACAAGGUCAAAGCAUCAGUGUCCUUAGAGCAGUGGUUCUCAACCUGUGGGUCUCCAGAUGUUGUUGGACGACAACUCCCAUCAUCCCUGAGCUCUGCCCUUGCUAGCUAGGGGUGAUGGGAGUUGUAGUCCAACAACAUCUGGGGACCCACAGGUUGAGAACCGCUGCCUUAGAGGGUUGCUUCUGGACUGCUGCAGCUGUGUGGGUAUCUCAAGUUCCAUUUCCUCAGAGCAAAGUUGUCUACGCUGAAAGGGACCAUAUACUGUUUUGAAGUCUGAAGCUCUGGUAGGACUGAGAAGCCUCUUGUUGCCCAUGGAUGAGGUAGAGCAGCAGUGGAAAGGGACUCUUCCAAGCUGCAGGUAAAGGUAAAGGGACCCCUGACCAUUAGGUCCAGUCGUGACCGACUCUGGGGUUGCGGCGCUCAUCUCGCUUUAUUGACCGAGGGAGCCGGCAUACAGCUUCUGGGUCAUGUGGCCAGCAUGACUAAGCCUCUUCUGGCGAACCAGAGCAGCGCAUGGAAACACCGUUUACCUUUCCGCCGGAGCGGUACCUAUUUAUCUACUUGCAAUUUGACGUGCUUUCAAACUGCUAGGUUGGCAGGAGCAGGGACUGAGCAACGGGAGCUCACCCCGUCAUGGGGAUUCGAACCGCCGACCUUCUGAUCAGCAAGUCCUAGGCUUUGUGGUUUAACCCACAGCGCCACCCGUGUCCCUAAGCUGCAGGUAGUUCUGGGAUAAGUCCUCUGGGGCUGAGAGCUGCCUCCUUUGGGGGAGAGGAUAGAGGUGUACCUGGAUUCCAGAGCUAUCCUUUGAAAGUUUUAUUUGGCGGUGGGGUUAAUUCAUUUGGAGGCUGUUUCCUCGGAUGAUCCCUGAAUCUGGUCUUCCCAAUUCUUCAUUGAAAGACCCCUCUUCAUUGUACCCCUCCUCUGAUAGUGGUGUCUGGAUCACAUUAGUAAAAAUGCCCAUAUCUCUCUGUUGUCUUCAGGCUUUCAUUGUGCAAGGUAGAGCAUUCAUUGUGCAGUCAACUACCAAGGACUCACAGUUGUGUAAUGUAAACCAUUUAUGUCAUGGAAUCAGGUUGAGACGUCCCUUUCAUACCUGGAUGUUUCAUAGCAUUAGAAAUAUCUGCCUCCUUCCAAUUCCUUUUCUCUUUCUGGUUUUUUUUCCCCAUAGAGGAAAUUCAAAGGUAGAAGAAGCAUGUGAAAUGUAUACCAGAGCUGCAAAUAUGUUCAAGAUAGCCAAAAACUGGAAUGGUAUGUAUGGAAAUGUUUUCUUCCUUUGCAGAAGGAGAAGGCCAAUGGAUAGUUGUAGAGCUCCCAUAUAACUUUAUGAUGCCCCAUAGAUAUAUGGGGUAAUUUAUUCCAGCUGUUUGAUCAGAAUUAACAUUCCUUAAUUUCACAUGCAAGCCCUUACAGUGUAUGAUGCAGCCAUUCCCCUUUGGUUGAUAGCCUAAGUCAUGGUUUGCUUGCAUUGAAUUUUUAAAACCACUCAUCUCUGUGUAUGCUAGAUAAUGACUCUGCUGUUUGUUGAUGAUUCAUUCCCUUUUCCCAAGACGAAAUGGAGGUGAUUCAGAAGCCCUUACUUUCCCUUGCUUUCAGUUCAGCCCUUGAUUGGUUCAGAACUCAUUAUUUCUGGAUAGGUUAAUUUGACAGAAACUUGUGGAGGGAUUGGCUGCACACUAGUAAAAUUCAUUUAAGCUAUCAAUGUGUCUUGUUUUCCCUUAUUGCCUUUUGCAUGUCAUCUAUAAACAGAUGCCUUCUCCGCAUUGGUCCUCUAGCCGUCAUUUUUACCCUAGAGUUGUAUACUUAAAAUAUUGCAUAAUUUCUAAUGUUUCCCUUUCUUCUACACCUUUCUCACGGUCUUUGUGAAUGUGUAGUAUAUUUCUCCCUGGAACAAUUGCAUUGCUACAUAGGAUUUAUUUGUGAUAAUUAAAACUCCUUUAAAAGAAUGGCAGGGGUAGGGAACCUGUGGCUCUCUAGAUCAUGAGUAGGCAAAUUAAAGCCCGGGGGCCGGAUCCGGCCCAAUCGCCUUCGACAUCUGGCCUGCGGACGGUCCGGGAAUCAGCAUGUUUUUACAUGAGUGGAAUGUGUCCUUUUUAAAAAAUGCAUCUCUGGGUUAUUUGUGGGGCCUGCCUGGUGUUUUUACAUGAGUAGAAUGUGUGCUUUUAUUUAAAACGCAUCUCUGGGUUAUUUGUGGGGCAUAGGAAUUCGUUCUUUUUCUUUUCUUUUUUCAAAAUAUAGUCCGGUCCCCCACAAGGUCUGAGGGACUGUGGACCGGCCCCCUGCUGAAAAAGUGUGCUGACCCCUGGAUGUUGUUGGACUGUAAGUCCCAUCAGUCCCAGUCAGGAAAGGCCCAUGGUCAGGGACGAUGGAGCUUUCAGUCCAGCCACAUCUGGAGGGCCAGAGGUUUCCCACCCCUGAAGAACAUAAGAACAUCUUGCGCUUUGUAAUUAAUUCAGAGACAGAUCCAGAACAGAGAAAAUUACAACAAUCAUUGCAAGCUGUCCUUCAGAAACAUCUGCACUCUUCCAAGCUAGAGCAAAUAAUGGGCUAUCUUUCAGUGUGAGCCUGAAUUCUGUAUUUCCAAAGGAAAAUAUUGUGGGCGGGGGUGUGUGGGAGAGAUCAUUGUCCUUUUUGUCAUUCAAAUGGCUUCUUAUAACAUUGUCUAGAGAUCAUGUGAUUUGGGGACUGUUUCUUUUCCAGCUGCAGGAAAUGCAUUUUGUCAGGCAGCCAAACUCCACAUGCAACUACAGAGUAAACAUGAUUCAGCAACCUGUUUUGUAGACGCAGGCAAUGCUUUCAAAAAGGCAGAUCCCCAAGGUAAGACGCAUAUUGUGCAUAGUACAACUGUCUAGGUUGGUAUUUACCUAUGUUGAACGAGGCAUUUAGGUAGGAUGAUUACAUAUAAAGCUCUACAGUUUGUAGCUUGGAGAUUUUCCUAAGCCAAGGCAGCCAAACGAAACUGUACUCUCCUGAAAAUAAUAUAUCAUCAUGAGCAGUCCUGAAAGGUCCCAUGGGAAACUCGGAAUAAAUGUAGUGUUAGGUCCAUUUCACACAAUUGUUUUAUGUGCAGUGGGGUCAGUAAUAAUUGUGGGAUAUGAAUGGGUUUGUUGAAUGACAUAUAGCUGACAUUUUUUUUUUGCUUAUACAUUUUUAUUAAUUUUCCAUUGAUUAUACAUAUAUACAGUCUAGAUUACAUAAGUUGCAUAUAACAUAGCUGUUACAAGAAUCAUAUAUAUAGUACACAGUUAUUUUAGGCUCCGCCGAGCCUCGGACUUCCCUUCACUUCAUUGGUAAGUAUCAGAUAAUUUCUAAAGUUACGUGUUUUAUCUGACAUAUAGCUGACUUUUAAGGAUACUGAAAAGUGUGUAAGGCUCCAGUACUAUACAUAUUUACCUGGGAGUAAGCCCCAUUGAACUUAGUGUGGUUUGCUUCUGAGUAGACAUGCAUAGGGUUUACUGCACGUAUAUUGUGCUAGGAUGCAUAAUAAAACAUUAAUCCUUCCAAACUGUUUCCCCCCUUAAAGAAUAGUGAAAAAUAAUACUAUAUCAUGAUACCUGUUUCUAAAAAAUAAAUCUUAAUGUUUUCCCCAAACAAAAUAUGCCUAAACAUUUGCUAAUCAAUGACAGUUUUUUUCUGACUGUUCAUGCCAUUUUAAAGGUUUUACUAACACCCAGGCUAUGUGUAUUCCAGCUAAGAUUAUCCAUGCUCAUGUGGAUAUUUACAUGCAUAGAUCCUGGCUUAUAUUAAAGGUCCUAUAUGUGAUGGGAAGAGAAUGAAUGAGUCUUAGGCUUGUUGCAAUAGUACACACAGAUGUGUGUGUGUGUGUCACGUAUACAAGGGCCUGUAUGAAUUGACUAUGCCUUAAUUCAGUUUGAAGACGCAAAUAUUGCAGCCUACAAAUGUUUUAUUGUGUUUUUAAUAUUCUGUUGGGAGCUGCCCAGAGUGGGCGGGAUAUAAGUAAUAAAUUAUUAUUAGUAGUAUUACAAAUUAGGACUGGGACGGCUGGGAGGACAGCAGUAGAUGGCGCCAGAGUCAAUUACAGGCUGAGCCAACUACCGUAUUUUUUGCUCUAUAAGAUGCACCAGACUAUAAAACGCACCUAGUUUUUGGAGGAGGAAAACAAGAAAAAAAUAUUCCAAAUCCCAGAAGCCAGAACAGCAAGAGGGAUCACUAUGCAGCGAUCCCUCUUGCUAUUCUGGCUUCUGGGAUAGCUGCGCAGCCUGUGUACUCUCCAUAAGAUGCACACACAUUUCCCAUUACUUUUUAGGAGGGAAAAAGUGUGUCUUAUAGAGCGAAAAAUACGGGAUUCUAGUUUUGCCCCCUUCCUCCUCCCUGCUGCGUUCUACCAGGGAAAAAGUGAGACUAAGAAGGAGAAAAAUGACAGCCCAUGUUGCUUCAUCAACUGAUUAUAAGAAGGCAGGCAGGUGGGGGCUGACUGAGGGCAAACUGAAAUUGGUGGGGCCAUUUGCCUCUUUACCAUAAUGACACAACUUCUAUUGUAUAUGAGUGCUGGGGCGCAUAUAUUGAACAUGUGUCCAUGGUCUCUUCAUCGGAGGUGGCUGGUGUCUUUGUCAGCCAGUCCCCUCAGUGGAAGUAUAUGGAGAAGCUCUUGAAGAUGGGAGACUUCCAAUAAUUAUGUCAGAGCACCUGUGCUCAAAAGGGAUCUCUGGCAAGGGGCAUCAGUAUCUUACGUAUAUGUCUGAGGGUGAAUGGGUUGAGUCGCUAUUAGAAUUUAAGAAUGACUGAGGUUCUGAACGCUGAGUCUAAUGAGCUGAGCAAGCUAGUUCCUUGUACUUGUGAAAUAAACCAUGUUUGAAUGACUGAGCUGAUUUUAUUCAUUAUCUCCCCCUAAAAUGCAUACGGUACAGAGGCUAUCAACUGCUUAAAUGCCGCCAUCGAUAUUUACACAGACAUGGUAAGAAACCCUAGGUGCUAGGGUUGGGAUUCCAGUUCGUGACCGUGCAGCUUGGUGUUAACUCUUUGGUUCAGCUGUCUUUGUGGUUGGCGUUGAAAAGAGAAUAAUUAGGUCAACUGCUUCUCUUCCUAGGGCCGAUUUACUAUUGCGGCUAAGCAUCACAUUACCAUUGCGGAGAUUUAUGAGUCUGAGCUCGUGGACAUUGAAAAGGUAUGCCCAUUAAGUUACUGAGUCCCUUGUGUACAUGUUAAGACACUGUCAGAAUAGUCUGAAAAUAUUUAGAUUGCAACCCUGUGCACACUUCCUUGAGCACAGACAUAGCCCAGCAAGCACACAGAAUACACACACAGCAAGCCACACACCCAGCCAGCUUACUCAAAUGGUGGCAGUGGUAGUGGGAAGUAUACAAGAAUAUAUUUUCAGAUGAAGAGGAAUCCUUUUAGCAAAGGCAAUAAAAGUACAUUAGAAAUACAGCCACUCCACCUAUGACACUGGCUGUUUUAUUUUCUAUCCUUUCCUAGUUUGAAAUUUGUUUUUGUUUUCUUCAGUGUUGCAUAAGUUAUGAAAAGCCACUGUUUUGCUUUCUUUAGGCUAUUGCCCAUUAUGAACAGGCUGCAGAUUACUACAAAGGGGAAGAAUCCAACAGGCAAGUUUUCAUAAAAUAGCUACUCUUAGUGUUCAGUGUAUACCGUAUUUUUUGCCCUAUAGGGCGCACUGGCCCAUAGGACACACUUAUUUUUUGGGGGGGGGAAUAAAGGGGAAAAAAUUAUUCCCCCCCCAGCCUCAAAGAGCAAAGACCAUUGGUCAAAGAUGAUUGGAUUUGUAGUCCAACCGCAUCUGGAGGGCCACAGGUUUCCCUUGAUAAAGAUCUAUCAUAUGAUGACUGAAUACCAGUGUUCUUCCAUCUGUAUGCAUGGGGUCAAAUAAUUUCCUAAGGAACUAAAGCUUCUUCAUCAGUUGUGCAAUGCUCCAUUUUGCAUUUGUUUAGAAAUCCUUACUUCUGUGCAAUUCAGUUAAUGCUACCUCUUGCUUCUAGUUCUGCUAACAAAUGUCUGCUGAAGGUGGCUGGGUAUGCUGCUCAGUUGGAGCAAUAUCAGAAGGCAGUUGAACUCUUUGAACAGGUAGGUUCACUGUAGGGAUAUCGCGGAGUGGGGCAGUGGGGUCCGGAGGGAGCAGACUUCCCCACCUGCAGGCAGCCACAAUUUGCCUGCACGCGUGACCUUGGGGUGCAGGGAAACCCCCCCCCCCCAGACAAGCCACAGCUGUCUGUACAUCGUUCCACCUCUGCCUGACCUUCCGCCUCUGCAUGACCUUUUGCGAUCUCAGCAGUCAGCGGUGUCCUGUCUGUAACCCUUUUCCAUGAGACCUUUGUCUCCUUUCGUCAUACACCUGUCUUGGGCCUUCACUUCAGUUCGCCACAUUCAGUGUCACAAAAGGGAGAGAAUAAAUCAUAGGCAUACAAUCCAAAGGAUUGUCCAUUUAUUCCUGCUCAUUUCUUAACCAGUUACUGAUCCCCAGGAGGACCUCUCCACUUAUUCCAUGAUUAUUAAGCUUACUCAGGAGUUGUCAGAAGCUUUAUGUACAGAACGUCAACUGGAUCGCCUCUGUUUAUAUGCUUAUUGGCACUUUCAAAGAAAUAGAAAGGGUUAGUGAGGCAGGACUUACUCUUGCAGAAGCCAUGCUGCUGGUUCUGCUUCAGCGAGAACUGCUGUUUUACACGCUUGGGAAUUCAGUUUUUAACCAGUUUUCCUGUAAUAUUGGCCUGUUAAGGCUAAUUGGCCUUAAAAUGAAACAAGAUGUAAAUGUUGAUCCUCAAAAACCACAUCAAAUAACCACCCCACCCACAAAAGAGCGAAUAGCAAAUAUAAAUGACCCAAAGUUGGACCAUUAGUGCUGCCCAAAUGCCCAGAAGAGUACAAAUGUCUUUGUAUGGUUCCAGAAGGAUGACAAAGUCUGUGCCAGGCCACCUCAGUACAGUGGUGCCUCGCAAGAUGAAAAGAAUCCGUUCCGCGAGUCUCUUCGUCUUGCGGUUUUUUCAUCUUGCGAAGCAAGCCCAUUAGCGGUUUAGCGGAUUAGCGCUAUUAGCGCCUUAGCGGGCUUAGCGGAUUAGCUGAUAAGCGGUUUAGCGGCUUAGGGGAUCAGCCGAUAAGUGGCUUAGUGGCUUAACGGAUCAGCAGUUAAGUGGCUUAGCGAUCAGCUGUUAAGCGGCUUAGCGGCUUAGCGGAUCAGCUGAUAAGCGGCUUAGCGGCUUGGGAAAAGGGGGGGGAAGGAAAAACCCCCCGCAGGAACUCGCAAGACAUUUUCGUCUUGCGAAGCAAGCCCAUAGGAAAUUCCUUUUGCGAAGCACCUCCAAAACGGAAAACCCUUUCGUCUAGCGGGUUUUCCGUCUUGCGAGGCAUUCGUCUUGCAGGGCACCACUGUAUUUAUGAAUUCCCACGUACUUUCCCCAAUGGGAUCACUUCCAGGGGCUUUCAUAGAAUCGUAGAGUUGGAAGGGACCACGGGGAUCAUCUAGUCCAACUCUGUGCAAUGCAGGAAUCUUUUGCCCAACGUGGGGCUGAAACCCACAGCCCUGAGAUUAAGAGUCUCAUGCUCUGCUGACAAGCUCAGCGCCCAAACAACACUGGAUCAUCAUUACUGAUGCUAUUGUGUUGCACAGUACUGUACUGAGAAUAUGACUCUUGGCGUAUAAAAUAUAGUUCACUAUUUGUGGUAGAGUGAAAUGUGUUGUGAAAUUGAAAUAAUAUUUUAAAACUAAUGUAUUAUUAUUAUGAUUAAGGGACGCGGGUGGCGCUGUGGGUUAAACCACAGAGCCUAGGACUUGCCGAUCAGAAGGUUGGCGGUUCGAAUCCCCGUGACGGGGUGAGCUCCCGUUGCUUGGUCCCUGCUCCUGCCAACCUAGCAGUUCAAAAGCAUGUCAAAGUGCAAGUAGAUAAAUAGGUACUGCUCUGGCGGGAAGGUAAAUGGCGUUUCCGUGCGCUGUUCUGGUUCGCCAGAAGCGGCUUAGUCAUGCUGGCCACAUGACCCGGAAGCUGUAUGCCAGCUCCCUCAGCCAAUAAAGCGAGAUGAGCGCCGCAACCCCAGAGUCGGCCACGACUGGACCUAAUGGUCAGGGGUCCCUUUACCUUUACCUAUUAUUAUUAUUAUUAUUAUUAUUAUUAUUAUAAACAAAGUUAAGUCUGGAGUUCUGGGACAACAAAAUACUGGCAUUUCAAAUACAAUGAAAGGGAAUCACAAGGGACUGGAUGAUAUAAUAGCGUUUUGGAUUUUACUGCUCCCAAUUGGGCUAAAUGUCUGUUUGCUCUCUUUAGGUUGGAACAAGCACUAUGGAUAAUCCAUUACUCAAGCACAGUGCAAAAGAUUACUUCUUUAAAGCUGCCCUGUGUCACUUUAUAGUUGACGAGUUGAAUGCUAAGGUUAGUGCAACUCACUAAGUACCAUCGUUGUAUAGGCCAAGAUGCACCCUCGUUUGUACAAAGAAUGUACAGAAUCAGUUGACUAAUGUUAAACCAUCAAUACCAUCUGCUCAUACUGCUGUUCUUUCUGCAAUGACAAGUGAUCACUGUACAAGCCCUACUUGAAUGUCCUUUUUUAAUUAUUAUUAAGUACAAAUUAGAAAACAUAUAUAUUAACAACAAAAGAAAAUACAAAAGAAAAAGAAAAUACAUCUAACCAAGGGGAAAAAACUAGAGAAUAUUUUGUCUCUUUUCAUAUUUACACUUAUUUAUACCUCUAUAAAAUGCUAUUCACAAUAAAGCAGUGAAAUGAAAGAUAAGAUAUCAGAAAAAAGAACAAAAAAAUUAAAGAACUAAAAGAAAAAGAUCAUAGGUGAAAAAUUUUAAAAGUAGAUAAGUACUCACAGUACAUAGCCAUUUCCCAUCUAUAUUUAUAUUCAAUUGUAUAAUAUUGUCUUGUCCUUAUCUACCUUAAAUAAAGUGUGUGUGUAUAUAUAUAUAUAUAUAUAUAUAUAUAUAUAUAUAUAGACUUCCACCAUUUACCUCACACGUUUUUAAUAAUCCGUUCGUCAGAACCUCUGUUCUUCAUAUUUUCCCUUUGGAUUUCCUUAAUGUCUCACUUUGUGUUUUUUAUAUUACACACAAGAUUAUUCUAAACACAACCAGAUUUAAAAAGAGAAUGGUUGGGGAAACUUUGCGAGUACCUGGAAUUAGCAAAACUGACGGAUAGAAUAAGGAGAAAAUCCAAAACGAUGGUUAUGCAGCAAUGGGAGUUCUUAAAUGAUUAUUUACAAAACCAGGGCUCGACUACAAAAAUCUGCCCUACUUGAAUGUCCUUUUCUGUGCUUGCUUAUGGUAAUGUGCGACUAUGAGGCAAGAAGAGUCAUCACAAUUGCCUUGUGUCUUCUUGCCUUAAACCUUUGAUGGCAAUCACAUAUGUCUAAAGCCAGUCCUGUCUGUUUCAAGUAUGGAGGUGUAGUUUCAGGUUUGAAAUUAAAACAGACGUAAGUUUGUAACACAGGACUGUCCUAUUUAUAAAAAGCAAAUACAAGUGCCUCUUACCAUACCCUUUCAGAUUCUAAAUGCAUUUGUCCAAAUGUGCUAAGUAAUUUUAAUUUUUUUCAACCCUUGCAUUGUGAUCCAUCUCCAAGAAAUAGUUUCUGGUAGGUUUAAGGACUAAACUAGAUGGGACACGGGUGGCGCUGUGGGUUAAACCACAGAGCCUAGGGCUUGCCGAUCAGAAGGUCGGCGGUUCGAAUCCCCGCGACCGGGUGAGCUCCCGUUGCUUGGUCCCUGCUCCUGCCAACCUGGGAGUUUGAAAGCACGUCAAAGUGCAAGUAGAUAAAUAGGUACCACUCCAGCGGGAAGGUAAACGGCAUUUCCGUGCACUGCUCUGGUUCGCCAGAAGCGGCUUAGUCAUGCUGGCCACAUGACCCGGAAGCUGUACGCCGGCUCCCUCGGCCAAUAAAGCGAGAUGAGCCCCGCAACCCCAGAGUCGGCCACGACUGGACCUAAUGGUCAGGGGUCCCUUUACCUUUACCUUAGAUGAUAUGCAGGGAAUCUGCCUGGCUUGAUGAAAUUGGAAGCUUAAAAUUUGCUGCUCUCUUUCAGCUUGCUCUGGAGAAGUAUGAAGAAAUGUUCCCGGCCUUCUCAGAUUCAAGGGAGUGUAAACUAUUGAAAGUAGGUGAAACUGCAUAUGUUUGAACGGGUUAAAAAUAGAAAAGCGUUGCUGGAUUUCCUCUUGUAGCAUUCUAAUUGUCACAUGGAGAUUGCCAGAUUCCCGGCGUGUGGAUAAAGGAGAUACGAAGCCUGCAAACAGAGGGAAAGAAUGGCAGUUGCCAUAUACGAAUAAUCUCUUUUGGUGGGAUUUGAAGAUGUGCUGUACUGGUUGUUGUUAAUAAGUAAUAAUCUAUAUAUAUAUAUAAUUUUUAUUAAUUUCAACAUACCAAUUAUAAUACAUUGCACAGAACUUCACAUCUUAUACAAUCUUUUUGGACUUCCAUCAGCACCUCUGAUGAUCCACCAUUUUUAUCAUUUCUUCUGCAUUUCUUAAAUUCCUAUUGCCUUUAUCUUAACGCACAAUCCACCUCUUUAACCAUUUUUGAAAUAAUUUACCUCACAAAACUUCUUGCAAACCUACAAACGUAAUCUGGUCAUCACAAUUACUUUUCAAAUAGUCCGUAAAUUUACACCAGUCUUCUGUGAAUCUCUGGUCCCGCAGGUUUCGAAUUCUUCCGGUUAGUUUAUCCAAUUCUGCAUAGUCCAUCCGUUUCAUCCUCCAUUCUUCUUUUGUCGGUAAUUCUUCUUGCUUCCAUUUUUGUGCCAGUAAUAUUCUUGCUGCCGUCGUUGCAUAUAAAAACAACUUACAAUCCUUUCUAUUUAUAUCAUCUCCUACAAUGCCAAGUAAAAAUGCUUUGGGUUUCUUAAUAAAUGUAUAUGUAUAAUAAGUAAUAAUCAGGGUGGGAGGGGGUGCAAAUGCCGUUGAACUACAACUCCCACCAUUACUGACCAUUGGCCAUGCUGGCUGGGGCUGAUGGGAAUUGUAGUCCCAACAAAAUCUGGCAGGCUCAAGAUUCCCCACCCCAGCCUCAGAAAGAGGGAAAGGGGUCUGCGUUUCUCCUCCUCCUCACUUCUGUGCUUCCUUUGGCUCUGGAGAAGCUCCGGAGAUCUUCCCUCCUCACUCCUUUUGAAUAAACCUACCACAUUUGCUAGCCUCAAAAAUGGUUUUGCUAGCCUACUAGUGACUUCUUCCAGUGGCCUGCAACAUUUCCUUUUUUUUUUAAUAUAAAUAUUUAUUAGGGUUUUCACAAUGUUACAAAAUGAAAAAAGAAAAAGAAGAAAAAAUACAAAAUAAAAAUAGUUAAAAACAAUUCAAUCUUUCUAUCAUUUAUCUUUCAUUUGCUUGUUUCCCGGACCUCCUCAUACCUCCCUUUUUUGUAUUCCAGUUCAAUUUGUUAGUUCAGCAGUUCCUUUCCCUCCUUAAUUUAUCCUGAUCUUUAAUCUUAAUAUAUUAUAAUAUUAAAUUUUUACCUGUUAAGAAUCCAUUUUUUCAUAUUCUUUUAUACCAUUACAGCUAGAAACCACUUAACUUCAAUCCAACAUCAUUCUAGCAUUCAUUGAUUUUGCAGUAUUUCUGUAAAUAGUCUUUAAAUUUCUUCCAAUCUUCUUCCACCGACUCUUCUCCCUGGUCUCGGAUUCUGCCAGUCAUUUCCGCCAAUUCCAUGUAGUCCAUCACCUUCAUCUGCCAUUCUUCCAGGGUGGGUAGGUCUUGUGUCUUCCAAUACUUUGCAAUCCAUUUCCAUGCCUGCUUGUUUCCUAUGGCUUCAAGGGCUUAAAUACUAGGCCUUGUAAACAGAUCUCCAAGCUACAUUCAUUUCCUCUUCCACUCUGAUACUCACAAGUAGGCCUUUGUUUAUCAGUGUGGCGUUCGUACGGAGCCCCAGGUCGUCUCACGGACUAUUGACCCGUACACCACUAAUCCGCUGCCACCAACCAGGUCCUCCCUGGUAAAAUUACUUCAGUCUCAGUCAGGUUCUCAAGUAAAUAAAGAAGAGUGUAUUUUACUUUUACGGCAUUCCAAACGUUGUUACUCUUUACUUUCUUAAUCUUAUUUUCCUCUAUCUCUUCUACCUCCCCUCACUCAAGAACCCACUGCCCUAACUGUCUCUCUAUUACCAACUGCUUCUCCAACUGCCUUUCCCACCCAGUCAACCCACUAAAACCAACCAACUACCCAACAAAAACUUCCAACAACAACUCACUCAAACCUUGGGCUAAGCCCUUUUAUACACAGGUAGGCUCCGCCCCUGGCUUUCCUAUUGGUCUAUAUUUUUAACCCUGUCUCUCUCUCUCUCCCCCCCCCCCCCGUUCAAACAUUUUCUAAAUGAACGGGCAAACGCCACAAUCAGUAUGCCCUUCCUCUCACACAAGCUUAUUAUAGGUUCUGCUCCAGAUCGAGGUACCACUUCAGCCCACUUUUUUUAUAGUCUUGCGUUCACCCAACCCCUUCUUCCCUUCAUCCCUUGACUCUCCCCCCAACUUCAUCUUUCUGAGCCACAGCUCAGUGGAAGAGAAUAUGUUUUGCAUGCAGAAGGUUUUCGGGUUCAGUCCCAGGAAUUUCCAGGUAGGCUGGGAAAGACACGUGUCUGAAACCUUGGAGGAGGCACUCUGAGCAGGACUAGAGAUGUGAAGGACUAGAAAGAAGAAAUGAUAAUUUUGGGAAUUAUAGGGACUACCCAAACUGCAUAGAAAUUUAUUCAUCUAUGCGACUACAGCGGCAAUAAUGUUAUUUGCCCCCAAAUGGAAAGAAGUCCCGAUGAAAGAAGAAUGGAUACAAAAACAUGGAAUACGCAGAAAUGGCAAAACUUACUGGAAAAAUAAGAUAUCAAGCUAACAAACUUUUUAUAAAAGAAUGGAAAUGGUUUAUUGAAUAUUUACAUAUAAACUGUAAACAGAUAAGUUGGCAGGAUUAUUGUAAUAACCUGCAGCUUGAUAAGAGUGUACAUUAAAGGGAGAUGAAUAAAUGAUUAAGUUAAUUUGGAAUAUGCAGAAAAGAAAAAUAUAAAUGUAAAGAACUGCAGAAAGAGGGGGGAAGGGAGUCGAGCAUCAACAUGUUAAAAUUAAUGUAAAAUUAUUGAAAUGUAUAAAAUUGAAAAUCAUAAGUAAAAAUUAAAAAAAAAGAAAAACUGGGAAGGACACAAUUCUCCCUUCCCCCCAUAUUUCCAUCUUUCCCCUAUUUGUUUCUGGAAAAUUGAGGAGGGGGGGAAAUACUUGGGUUUUUUUACUUUCAAAUUUUCUGGGUUUUCCCCAAGGCCUUUACAUUUCUAGUUGGUACUGAGCUAUAUCACCCAAGGUUCUGAGGUAGAACAAGACAGCUUUCUUCCCCUGGCAUAGAUAGACUUAGUUCCCAGGGAUGGGGACCACAGCGCCAUGUAAAUAUUUUCUGACACUUCAACUCCCCACAUGUCUCUGCCUGACUAUGAGGUCAUAAUCACUGUGAUGAUGGUUGCUUAUGCAGGCACCCCAUCCAGCCCUUCAAAUCCAGCAAUAGUCCUGGGAUAAACAGCUUUGUAUAUACAGUGGUACCUCAGGUUACAUAUGCUUCAGGUUACAUACGCUUCAGGUUACAGACUCCGCUAACCCAGAAAUAGUGCUUCAGGUUAAGAACUUUGCUUCAGGAUGAGAACAGAAAUUGUGCUCUGGUGGCGCAGUGGCAGCAGGAGGCCCCAUUAGCUUCAGGUUAAGAACCUGAAGUGGUGCUUCAGGUUAAGGACAGUUUCAGGUUAAGUACGGACCUCCGGAACGAAUUAAGUACAGUGGUGCCCCGCAAGACGAAUGCCUCGCAAGACGGAAAACCCGCUAGACGAAAGGGUUUUCCAUUUUGGAGGUGCUUCGCAAAAUGAAUUUCCUAUGGGCUUGCUUCGCAAGACGAAAAUGUCUUGCGAGUUCCUGCGGAGUUUUUUUCCUCCCCCCCCCUUUUUCCCAAGCCGCUAAGCCGCUUAUCAGCUGAUCCGCUAAGCCGCUUAACAGCUGAUCUGUUAAGCCACUAAGCUGCUUAUCAGCUGAUCCGCUAAGCCGCUUAACAGCUGAUCCGUUAAGCCACUAAGCCGCUUAUCAGCUGAUCCGCUAAGCCGCUUAACAGCUGAUCCGUUAAGCCACUAAGCCACUUAUCAGCUGAUCCGCUAAGGCCGCUAAGCCGCUAAUAGCGCUAAUCCGCUAAACCGCUAAUGGGCUUGCUUCGCAAGACGAAAAAACCGCAAGACGAAGAGACUCGCGGAACGGAUUCUUUUCGUCUUGCGAGGCACCACUGUACUUAACCCGAGGUACCACUGUAACAGGUUAUUGCUAAAUUGAAGGGAUACAUUACCUGGUAGUUUUUAAAACGCCUUCAAGUUGCGAAAGGCCUCUUUCAGUUUUACAGAGCGCAAACAGGAUUACUUAACAAGUCCGUCUUCCUUGAGAGAUGCAGUAACGUUGUCACUUCUUGUGUUUAAUCUGUUCAUGUCGUCCUGCUAGAAAUUACUGGAAGCUCACGAGGAACAAAACUGUGAAGCUUACACUGAAGCGGUAAGUAGACUUCUGUUUUACUUGGACACGGGGUAGGUUUCAUAGGGCCAACUUAAAAAAAAAGUAAAAUAGCCAGCACUGUUGUAACCACAGCGCAUUCGAAGCAACAGAGACACAGAGUUGGUUCCAGAUUAACAGUACAAUCUUAGGCGGUCACUUCCGUUACCUACACACCAUACAUUUAAAGCACACGGCUUUUCACCAGAGUACCCUGGGAACUGUAGCUUGUUAAGGGUGCUGGAAAUUAUAGUUCUCUGAGGUGUAAACUACAGCUCUGGGGGGAGCAGUGCUCUUUUAAAUGUAUUGUGUGGGUGUUCAGUGGAGUGCAUUUUCAGGCACCGUAUUUUUCUCUCUAUAAGACGCACCAGACCAUAAGAUGCACCAAGUUUUUGGAAGAGGAAAACAAGGGGGGAAAAAUUCUGAAUCCCAGAAGGCAGGACAGCAAGGGGGAUCACUGUGCAGCGAUCCCACUUGCUGUCCUGGUUUAUGGGAUAGCCGCAUAGCCUCUCCCAGGCAGGGGGAGCCUCCCCCAAGAACUGCACUCCCUUUAAAGAGCACGCGGAGCAUGUGUGCGGCUAUUGGGAGCUUUUCCCCAAGGAGGGAGAAGGGUUGUCCUCGGGGAAAAGCCCCCAAGAGCUGCACACACGCUCCACGCGGCUCUUUAAAGGGAGCGCUGAGCAGAGUCUCUCGCCUGCAUUCGCUCCAUAAGACACACACACAUUUCCCUUUACUUUUUAGGAGGGGAAAAGUGCGUCUUAUAGAGCGAAAAAUACGGUAAUUGUAUAGCAGACAUGUCCAACGCGUUGAUUGCGAUCGACUGGUCAGUCGCUGGAUUGAUUUCUGUCGAUCACAGGCCGGGAGAGAAAAGCCUUCUUCUGCCCACCCCCACAAGCCCAGCUCCUCUCCAGGCAUGCUCCUUGCCAGCCAGAAUGGCGAUGGUUCCAAAGUUGGGCAUGAAAGACGCAGGCACACAACAAAGGCAGAAGGAGAAGCGAGUGGGCGCAAGGUGAGAGCAGGGAGGCGCAGACGUACACAGACGGAGACGCUAGGCGCGCUGGCUCCUCGGAGAGAGAAAGGCCUGAUUUGGGUUUACUCAAAAGGAAGGGGUUGGUUGGAUCCAGGAGAAAGGGCUUCUACAGAUUUUGCCCAGUUCUUAAGGUGGUGCUUGAAGGCUGUCAACUCUGCAGUUGAGUUUACCCAAUUUCUCUUUCAAACUACAGUGGUGCCUCGCAAGACGAAAAUAAUCUGUUCCGCGAGUCUCUUCGUCUAGCGGUUUUUUCGUCUUGCGAAGCAACCCUAUUAGCGGAUUAGCGCUAUUAGCGGUUUAGCAGCUUAGCGGCUAUUAAAGGCUUAGCGGCUUAGUGGCUAAAAGGCUAUUAGCGGCUUAGCAGCUUAGAAAAAGGGGGGGGAAAGCGAAAAAAAUCGCAAGACUCACAAGACGUUUUCGUCUUGCGAAGCAAGCCCAUAGGGAAAUUCGUCUUGCGAAGCGCAUCGAAAAACGGAAAACCCUUUCAUCUAGCGGGUUUUUCGUCUUGCGAGGCAUUCGUCUUGUGGGGCACCACUGUACGGGGGAAACCGCUGUGGUUGACAUGUGCCCCUGACUCAUUUGAAAAACAGCAAGAGUCCUGGGGUACUUUAAAGACUUAACACAUCUAUUAUGGCACAAGCUUUUGUGAACCACAGUCUGUGCAUCAUGUUCUGAUUAUGGAGGUCCCUGUCCUUAAUGUUAUUUUCUUUAAGUAUUAUAGAAACACACAAUUACAAGUAUACAAAACAGGUAUUUUUAAAAAAUAUAUUGAUUUAUAACAAACUUUUCAGGUUUUAUGGAAGCGACUAUCAUUUGUUAUUAUUUUUAUCAUAAGCUCAGCCAAAUAUAAGAGUUUAAGUUGAAGAAUGACAAUGGGAGAGUGUGGUACAGUAGAUCACUGUCAGCUUUUGAUACUGGAUAGUAGAUCACAGCCUACUUGAAGUUGGCCAUGCCUGUUGUAUAGAAUUAGUUCAAUGAAUCAGUGGGACUUGAGCUGAGUCAUGACUGACUUGUAAUCUGUUCCAAUCUAUGUGUCUUUUAAAACAUGGAAGCCCAUUCACUUGCCUGCAUGGAAUUCUUCAUUGCAGGUGCAUACAGACAAGUGCUUAAAUACAAGGCUGCAAGGAAGCCUGCCACAUUUUUGCUCUCUGUCUUAAAGGGAGGCUUGACGCACUGUGCUUCCUCUUUCCCAAUUUUUAGACUCUCCAAAGCUAUACUUGCACAUGGGCCGAGGAAGGCCACUUACACUGUGCAGUUGUUUUAUAGUUGAAAAGAGUUAGUUUCUCAUAUCUAUGAUUUGUUAGUGAGCAAAAGACCAAAAUAACGUUGAUUUGUAUCCAAUGAAGUCAUCUCAGUGGCCCAAGGAAGCACACUCGCCUCAAAUCUAGUCCCCCAAAUCUGAUUUGGGGGGGGGCAUGAGGGGAAAGGAAGUCCUGUUGCACAGAUGGAAGUUCUUGUGCCCCGCCCCCACUGCCUCACAGGAUGGAUUCACAGAACCCUUCUAUUUUUCUUUUGGGUCAUAUUCUGAAAACACCGUAUUUUCGCUCUAUAAGACACAUCAGACAAUAAGACGCACCCGCUUAUAAGACGAUCCCGCUGGCUGUCUUGGCUUCGCCGCGGGCAGCCUCUCCUGGGCUGGGGAGGCUGUGCGUGGCCAAGCAAGAGCUUGUCCGGGCUGGAGGGGGAAGCCCCAGCUGCUCUGCCGGCACCCGGGGUUUUCCCUGCCAGCCCCAAAGAGCGGCUCAGGAGUGUGCAUCUGCUCACAGCCUGCCCGCUGCUCCCGGGGCUGGAGGGGGAAGCCCCGGCUGCUCUGCUGGCACCCUGGGUUCUCCCCGCCAGCCCCAAAGAGCAGCUCAGGAGCGUGCCGCACUCCGACAGUUUAGCUCCAUGGACCACACAUUCACUCCGUAAGAUGCACAGACAUUUCCCCUUAGUUUUUAAGAGGAAAACAGUGUCUUAUGGAGCGAAAAAUACGGUAAUUGAAAAGAAUAUGUGCACUUUGUCUUUGUAAAGUGGUACCUUGGAAAUCGAAUGGAAUCCGUUCCGGAAUCCGUUCGACUUCCAAAACGUUUGGAAAGCAAGGUGAGGCUUCCGAUUGGCUGCAGGAAGCUCCUGCAGCCAAUCGGAAGCUGCGUCGGACGUUCGGGUUCCAAAGAACAUUCACAAACUGGUACACUCACUUCUGGGUUUGCAGCGUUUGGGAGCCAAAAUGUUUGACCUGCAAGGCGUUCGGGAUCCAAGGUACAACUGUACUCGCUUUUCUAACCGGCUAUGUUACCCUCUUCCAAUUAGGUUAAGGAGUUUGAUUCAAUAUCUCGCUUGGAUCAGUGGCUGACGACCAUGUUGCUUCGCAUUAAGAAAUCCAUUCAGGAAGACACUGACGGGGACCUCAAGUGA
This is a messenger RNA of Podarcis lilfordi (Lilford's wall lizard), 21480 nucleotides long. The record is from the annotation of a GenBank genome assembly. Lineage: Eukaryota; Metazoa; Chordata; Lepidosauria; Squamata; Lacertidae.